AUGAGCACGUACAGACAACCGUUCAGCCGCGGUGCCGCGGCGUUCGGGAAACGACCGAGCAGCUCAUCGAGCGCCAACGCCAAGCUCGCCGAGGCGCUCAAGGUGAAAAUUGACAUCGACAAGGUUGAUUUAGAAGUCAUCAAACCGUGGAUCUCGCGCGAGAUCACCGCGCUGUUGGGGGUGGAGGACGAAGUUUUGAUCGGCAUGAUCGAGGUGUUGCUAGAAGAGUGCAAGAUUCACAAGAAUGGCGCACACAUGUACGCGCAGUUGGAGUCGUUUCUCGAAAAGCAAACCGAAACGUUUUGCGUGCAACUGUGGGAGCUCUUGGCGAGCGCACAGGCGAACGCGGGCAAACACGGAGAGAAAGGCGUGCCAUCGAAAUUCAUGAAGGAUACCGAGGCGCAGCGCAAGCGCGAGGACGAGGCGUACGAGCGCAUGAAGAAAAAUCAGGAACGCGGUCGCGACGGUCGACGUUCGCAGCAGAAACCGUAUGACCGGCCGCCGCGACGACAUAGCAGAGAUAGGGUAGGACGCGGCCAAGAGAGGCGACGGGAUUCUAGAAGUCCGCCGCGGCGACGGUCGCGGUGGGGCGCCGACGGUGAGCGGAGCGACGGCAGCGACGACGCGUGA
This is a messenger RNA of Ostreococcus lucimarinus CCE9901, 630 nucleotides long. RefSeq lists its product with no specific name. Lineage: Eukaryota; Viridiplantae; Chlorophyta; Mamiellophyceae; Mamiellales; Bathycoccaceae. The transcript has a single exon. Bases 1 to 630 code for a protein of 209 amino acids. Gene Ontology annotation, molecular function: RNA binding. Gene Ontology annotation, cellular component: spliceosomal complex. Gene Ontology annotation, biological process: regulation of mRNA splicing, via spliceosome; mRNA processing. The record is from RefSeq and is a predicted model, not a curated record.